AGAAUACCGAGAGCGUCCAAUUCCUCAGCUCUUGAUGACUACCUCAUAUCCAGAAAGACGGAUCGCAUCAGUAGCGGAAACGACCCGGGCCCGGAACUCGGAUCACUGCCUUCUUCUGGCCAUCACAACACCGCCACACACGCAGCCCGGAGUGAAAACCACCACUUAGAGCUGGCAGCCAAACACCAAGCACCGUCGCCUUUAAUGCAAACUCCCCCCUCCCCCGAAAAUCGAACCACCGCGCGUGCGAUCAUGUCCGUCGUCGGGUCGAUCCCGCUCGUCUGGCCGGUGUAGGGUAAGCAGAAACUGACGGGGCCCCACCCGGGAGCCGAGGCUAGACGGCUCGGAACUGCGGGAGGAGCUGCUUCUACCCCAGGAAUUGGCGCCGCGUCUUGGCCCCAUCCCCCCGAACCUGUUCUCAGUGGCCCCAAGCUCCCUCCCUCCCUCCCUGCGCUGGCGAGCCUCGGCUCCGCUACGUUAGUAGGCGCGGGAAGCACUUAAAGGACUUCGCACCUCCUCCGCAUCGGCCGGGACCCCUCGCCGGAACCCAUCUUAUUAUCGUCGAUUGCCGACAUACAUUAUUACACACCAUCUCUUGUUUGAACGUCUUUGAUUGUUUUGUGACACCUUUGAAGUGUCAGCCUGCAGCUUUCAGUUGACGAAUAGCAAGGAUUGCAUUGUCAUCGUGAAGUUCGAACCGUUGAGGUGUCUCACAUCGUUCGAGACGUCGAUCUUCCGUCAUGUCCGCCCGGAUUCCAGCCAUUGUGGCGCAUCGUGUCAGCGAUGAGGCCAAGCGGAUGAUUGAUGUGGUGGCCAAGUUUGUCGAGGAGGACUGCAUCCCGGCAGAUCCCGUGCUCGAAGCUCAGGUGGGCGAGGGCGACGCGCGGUGGGAGUCGCACCCGUCCAUCGUCGAGGAGCUCAAGGCCAAGGCGCGCAAGCUGGGGCUCUGGAACAUGUUCCUGCCCAAGGGCCACUACAAGGAGUCGCCCGGGUGGACCAACCUCGAGUACGGCCUCAUGGCGGAGUGGCUGGGCCGCUCGCGCGUGGCGUCCGAGGCGUGCAACUGCGCCGCGCCCGACACGGGCAACAUGGAGGUGCUGGCCAAGUACGGCGACGAGGCGCAGAAGCAGCAGUGGCUGCGCCCGCUCAUGGAGGGCAAGAUCCGGUCCGCGUUCCUCAUGACGGAGCCGGCCGUGGCCUCGUCGGACGCGACCAACAUCGAGCUCAGCAUCCGGCGCGAGGGCAACGAGUACGUGCUCAACGGCAGCAAGUGGUGGUCGAGCGGUGCGGGCGACCCACGAUGCCAGAUCUACAUCGUCAUGGGCAAGACGGACCCGGACAACAAGGACCCCUACCGCCAGCAGUCGGUGGUGCUGGUGCCGGCCGACACGCCGGGCAUCAAGAUUGUGCGCAUGCUCAAGGUGUACGGCUACGACGACGCGCCCCACGGCCACGGCCACCUGACGUUUGACAAUGUGCGCGUGCCCGUGUCCAACAUGGUGCUGGGCGAGGGCCGCGGCUUCGAGAUUAUCCAGGGCCGCUUGGGACCGGGGCGCAUCCACCACGCCAUGCGCAGCAUCGGAGCGUCCGAGGUGGCGCUCGACUGGAUGCUGAUGCGCGUCAACGACGAGUCCAAGAAGCCGUUUGGCAAGCUCCUGCGCGAGCACGGCGUCAUCCUCGAGUGGAUCGCCAAGUCGCGCAUCGAGAUCGACGCGGCGCGGCUGGUGGUGCUCAACGCGGCGGUCAAGAUGGACGAGCAAGGGCCCAAGAAGGCGCUGCGAGAAAUCGCCGAGGCCAAGGUGCUGAUCCCGCAGACGGCGCUGACCGUCAUCGACCGCGCGGUGCAGUCGUUUGGCGGCGCGGGCGUCAGCCAGGACACGCCGCUGGCCAACAUGUGGGCGGGCAUCCGCACCCUGCGCCUGGCCGACGGGCCCGACGAGGUGCACCUCCAGCAGAUGGGCCGCAACGAGAACCGCCGCGGCAAGCAGGCGACCGAAAAGAUCCUCCGCCAGCGCGCCAAGACGGAGGAGCUGCUGAAGCGGUACGGCGUGAAGACGGCGCAGCCGGGGACGCGGAUCCGCCACUCCAGGAUCUAACAAGAUCCAAUACGUGAAGCAGCGUGAAUAGGGCGGUCAAGUGAAAUGGUAGGCAAAUAAGCAAGAAAUCACGUCUGCC
Molecule: messenger RNA, 2175 nt
Organism: Purpureocillium takamizusanense
Lineage: Eukaryota; Fungi; Ascomycota; Sordariomycetes; Hypocreales; Ophiocordycipitaceae
Product: Medium-chain acyl-CoA dehydrogenase
Exons: 4
Coding region: 741-2096 (451 amino acids)
Molecular function (GO): flavin adenine dinucleotide binding; oxidoreductase activity, acting on the CH-CH group of donors
Source: RefSeq, a predicted model, not a curated record